AUGCUCUUCUCCUUUAUCAUUGCCCCUGGUGCUCUGGCUUGCAUUGCUGCUGCGGCACCCACAUACCCCGAGCCAGCACCAACUACCACUGCCGCUCCUCAGCAAUCCGCAUCAACUGGACUCAGUUUCACUCAGCAACUAUACCUCGCUGAUACCGCCGCCGACCGAUUUGCCCUUCUACCACUGGAUGAGCAAUUCAAGUUUGCUUUCAAUGAUCCAGCGCUGAUGAAUAAGGGAGGACUAGGAGGAGACCUCAUCACUGCGAACCGCAAGACCUUUCCUGCUCUCGUUGGUACUGGGUCGGGUAUGGCGGUCGGCUUUCUGAAGGGCUGUGGCUUUAAUACUCCUCAUGUCCACCCUCGCGCUACCGAGCUCCAAAUCGUUGCUCAAGGCGUCCUCCAGACCGAGAUAGUUCCUGAGAAUGGUGUUUUCGAUACACCUGGGGAUGUUACGAGCGGCCGCCGUGUCAUCAAAAAUACCAUAAACCAGUUCGAGAUGCAGCCUUUCUACCAAGGCUCCGUCCACUCACAAUUUAAUCCUACCUGCGAUCCAGCUGUCUUCAUCGCUUCUUUCAACAGCGAGGAUUUUGGAGCCGGUCAAGUUACAGACGAGUUGUUCGCUAUGAGCCCCAAUGUCGUUGUUGCCGCGUUUGGAGAAGCUGUUGAUGGCGCUGAUAUUGAUAAAUUCAAAUCUGCCAUCCCAGCCAGCAUCGCGAAAGGUGUCGAGGAGUGCCUUGCCAAGUGCGGUAUCAAGAAGCGUUAA
Molecule: messenger RNA, 762 nt
Organism: Cadophora gregata
Lineage: Eukaryota; Fungi; Ascomycota; Leotiomycetes; Helotiales; Ploettnerulaceae
Exons: 1
Coding region: 1-762 (253 amino acids)
Cellular component (GO): cell wall
Molecular function (GO): manganese ion binding
Source: RefSeq, a predicted model, not a curated record